Messenger RNA from Amphibalanus amphitrite, 1778 nucleotides. Its product is annotated as putative methyltransferase DDB_G0268948. The coding region runs from base 679 to 1524 and encodes 281 amino acids. NCBI's taxonomy places the organism in Eukaryota, Metazoa, Arthropoda, Thecostraca, Balanomorpha, Balanidae. Gene Ontology annotation, molecular function: S-adenosylmethionine-dependent methyltransferase activity. The record is from RefSeq and is a predicted model, not a curated record. The transcript has a single exon.
UCUACUCUGCAUAAGGGCGCAGCAAUCCAUUGACAGCUAACAAUUAGCUGCCGCAUUUCCCACAUGGCCUGGUGUUUAUUUAAACUGAGCCUGUCUCAUAACGAAAUCUACGUGCGCCUAGCCCAUGCUGUGGCGAUAAGCAGAGUUUAAUCUUACUUGCGAUGCAUUGAAUCCCAUGAUGCGGCUAUUUACGGUAUUACGGAAUGAAAACUUGCAAGUGGCCGAAGCGCUUAUAUUCUCAUUGUCACGCCUGCGGUAUCGUGUGCUGAUUUCAGCAAUACAUGUAUUUAUACGUUACAUUUAUACGGAGCCUGUUCAUACAUCUAGGCAUGUAGGCAUGUCAUUAUGACGCGGGCCAGGGCCUGCUCCAGUGCCGUCUGGGCGGCCACUUGGCUACAGUGUAGGCAUUUUCAGUUACUGGAGAGGGGUCAGUGGUGCAGAGGACAGUCCAGGGCUCCAGUCGUCACUCAUCAGUGUUUCGUUAAAAACCCUCAGUGCUCGUACCUGGGCGACGCCCAUCCCCUGAGGCAGUAGCCUAUUGAUCGGCGGGCAUACAACCAGUCUGAGUCACUCGCCAGCUGCUGCAGCCACCGACCGCCGCUCACCGUCUCACCGACCGUCUCUUACCGUCUCACCGACCGUCUCUUACCGUCUGACCGACCGCCCGUCACCGCCGCUAUGCUUCGUGCGUUCGAGGGCUCUCAGCACGCGCGCCUGUACGCCCAGUUCCGUCCGGAGCCGCCUGCGGCGCUGAUCGCUCACGUGCUGCAGUACGUCCGCCGCUCGUCACCCCUGCACCGAGCCGUGGACGUCGGUUGCGGCAGCGGCCAGAACACCCGGCUGCUGGCGCCGCACUUUGGCUCGGUCCUGGGCACGGACAUCAGCCCCGCCCAGGUGGCAGAGGCGGCCGGCAGCAGCACGAGCGGCGGCGGCGUCACCUACCAGGUGGCGCCGGCCGAGGAGAUCCCGGUGCCGGACGGAUCGGUGAACCUGGUCACCGCCUCCGUGUGCUUCCACUGGUUCGACCGGGAGCGGUUUCUGGCAGAGGUUGACCGGGUCCUGGCGCCCGGUGGAGUGAUCGCCAUCUACAGCUACAACGAGCCGUCCUUCCGACUGCCCGACGGCACUGUGUGGACCGAGCUGGACGACAUUUUCAAGGAGGUGCUGUACGUGCACCUGGCCGAUCACUGGCCGAUGCCCACACUGCUGGGGGACAUAAUGUCCAAAACCCAUGAGGCGGAGGCGAUGAUCUCCUACCCUGAGAUUCAGUGGGACGAGGAGAGCUACUUCAUUGAGCGGCCCUUCUCCUUGGAGCUCGUGCUAGGCGAGAUCGCUAGCUGGUCCGGAUACCAGGAGCUGGUGGCCGCUCGCGGAGCUGCCGACGGCGACUCGCUGCUGCGUCGGACCCGCGAGAAGAUGUGUGCCGUCAUCAACGACGCCCAGAGUCGUGGAAUCGAUGUGGCGUCAGCCACGGAGCGCCGCCAGAGCUACCUUCUGAUGGCCCGCAAACCAGCGGCCGAGUGACGGGCGACUGGUGCGGGCUGGACUGUCGCGGAGAGAGGGAGAGGAGGCGCCGACAGAGCAGAGGAGGGAGGGAGCGACACGAAUGAGCUCCGGACUGUUCGAGAGAGGAAAGGAGAGGAUGUGACGACUGAGUAGAGGGGGUGACGCGGUCCGUGUAUAGGAAUUAGCCUAGGAAAGAGAGAGGAGGUCGGGCCGAGAGAGUGUGAUUUGUUCUGUUGUUUCACGAGGAUAUGGAAUAAACCAAAUUGAAUCUG